GGAAGACUCUCAUUAAUCUCAGGAUUCUCAUUUUUAAUAAUAAUGUAAAAGUGCAAAGUUAGGAGUUAAUGUGCAAAGUUAGGAGGGGUCACCAAUUAAAUCAAUGUAAAUUAAAUCUUGGUGAACCAAAGAAGAACAUGGUGAGGCAGAUAUCAAGCAAAGGAAGAACAAAGACGGUGUUGAAACCAAUUGGUGUCGGUUUCAAGAUUGUCAGCGUGUUAGAUCUCUUUAAUCACCUGAAGUUAUGGUACACCGUCGCCACUUCACCAGCACUUGUACCAUGUCAACCACUGAUUAAGAUAUCAGAUACACGAGAAUCUUCGAAUCCUCUUGUCUGUACUAUCGAUACAAGUUUUUUUCUUCAGAACCCGACGUCUCAAAUUCAAGGAAAGUUUGCGAUAACCGAGGUGAAUCCCUUGUGUAAAUUUAUACGAAAACGUUUCAGUUUCGAGAGCCGAGUCUAUUUUAAAUUCGUCCCUUUUUAUUUUGGAGAGUCCUCAGGAUACAAAUCCUUUUUGUAUAAUUCACCGAGGGUCUUAGGGCUGAUAUAAGCUACCGUGUUUACCUAACCACCGGUUUGUAAAUACUAUUCAGUCGACGACAAAUUGAGUCGAGUGGGAAAAGUGUUUACCUGAAGGCUAGGUUUUGGUGUAAGGGCUACCGGGAUGACAGGGUUAGCGUGUUUUCUAGCAUUCGAAUCGGAAGAUCUUCGCUUCCAGGGGGUCUGUUUAAUUAUGCUGUACUUUAAACAAACGAGAGCUACUUUAUAAACACGCGCUCUAGAUUCCGACGGAGACAGACUCUUCAACGACUUGGCAUCGAAAUUGAAAGACUUAGAA
Molecule: messenger RNA, 839 nt
Organism: Megachile rotundata (alfalfa leafcutting bee)
Lineage: Eukaryota; Metazoa; Arthropoda; Insecta; Hymenoptera; Megachilidae
Source: RefSeq, a predicted model, not a curated record